Molecule: messenger RNA, 4204 nt
Organism: Sphaeramia orbicularis (orbiculate cardinalfish)
Lineage: Eukaryota; Metazoa; Chordata; Actinopteri; Kurtiformes; Apogonidae
Gene: col28a1b
Product: collagen, type XXVIII, alpha 1b
Exons: 35
Coding region: 158-3754 (1198 amino acids)
Cellular component (GO): extracellular matrix
Molecular function (GO): serine-type endopeptidase inhibitor activity
Source: RefSeq, a predicted model, not a curated record
CAGACCUCCUCUACACACACAGCACAUCAGCUCAGAUGGUUCUCAGUUUAAGUUAGCCUGAAGUUAGACCUGAACCCGAGGAGAAAUGACACCCAAAGAGCCACAGCACACCGGGCCACAAGCACUGACUGCAGCUAAAUGAGGUUCUAGGGUCAAAAUGUUGUUUGUGGGAAAUUUGAGGAGAGGAGUGGGGUUCUGCCUUCUAUUGCUGGCCCUGCUACACGAGGUUACAGGCCAGAAACGAAAGACGGGACGCAGGAACAACUACAGGCUCCGUGAUGAGAAUGGAGGAAAUGAUCUGAUAUGCUCCCUGGAGGUGGCGUUCAUCCUGGACAGUUCAGAGAGUGCAAAGAUUUUCCUUUUUGAGAAGCAGAAGGCCUUUGUGUUGAGCUUUAGCACCCGUUUGUCCAUGCUAAAGGUGGCUGGCUGGACGCUGAAGAUCCGAAUGGCUGCUCUUCAGUACAGCAGCUCUGUGUCUAUAGAGCAGCGCUUCUCCACCUGGAAAGACCUGGAUUCCUUCCAUGGUACAGUCAGCACCAUGAACUACAUCGGCCAUGGUACCUACACCACUUACGCCAUCACCAACGCCUCACAGUUGCUAGUGCAUGAGACACCGGCAGACAGCAUUAGGGUUGCAGUGCUGAUGACCGACGGGGUUGACCAUCCCCGCAGCCCCGACAUGAUUGCAGCUGCAGCAGAGGCCAAAGGUCAUGGUAUAAAGUUCUUUGCUGUAGGUUUGUCAGACAUUGCCCAGCAGAGUCAGAAUAAUGCCAAGCUGCGGGCCAUUGCCAGCACCCCUGCUCAGCAAUUUGUCCAAAGUCUAAUGGAUCCUCAACUGGAGGAGAAGCUGCUCAAAGAGAUGAGUGCAGUUGCAUUUGAAGGGUGUCCACAGGCCAGAGUGUGUUUGUGUGAAAGAGGAGAGAGGGGACCACCAGGAAGUCCAGGUAGAAAAGGAGACCCAGGCUUCAGAGGGCUUCCUGGUCAAAAAGGAGGAAGGGGAGAACCAGGACUGAAUGGUCGUCCGGGAAAUGAUGGACCAGAGGGUCGUCCAGGUUACAAGGGCAACAAGGGGGAGAGAGGGGACUGUGGCACCCCUGGGGAAAAAGGUGACACUGGCCCUGAGGGACCUCCAGGCCUACGAGGACCAAGGGGAGAUAAGGGUGUGAUGGGUUUGCAAGGCGACCUAGGUCCUGAAGGCCCACCAGGAUCUAAAGGAGACCGAGGACCCAGUGGAGCUCCUGGGCCACCUGGCGACCUGGGUAUUGGAUUUCCAGGAGCCAAGGGUGAAAAAGGCAUCCAGGGAAGACCAGGACCCACAGGUCCAGUCAGCAUAGGAGAACCUGGACUACCAGGACCCCCAGGGCCACCUGGAGCUCAGGGAAAUCCUGGACCAUCUGGAGAGGGGUUUCCAGGACCAAAGGGUGAUCGGGGAUAUGAUGGUCCCAGAGGAAAUCGUGGGCUUCCUGGUAUCGGGGUCAAAGGUGACAAGGGGAGUCAUGGACCUCCUGGAUUUCCAGGUCCAAUUGGUGUCCCUGGUGUAGGAAUUCAAGGAGAAAAGGGUGAUCAAGGCCCAGUGGGACCUACAGGCCCAAGAGGAGCCCCAGGUAUUGGAAUAACAGGACCUAAGGGGAAUGUAGGGCCAGCAGGUGAGCCAGGACAGCCAGGUGAGAGGGGAGUUGGUGAACCAGGACCCAAGGGUGAGCCUGGGUCUGAGGGGUUACCAGGAAUCCCAGGUCUUCCUGGAGAGGACGGAGCUUCUGGACAAAAAGGUGACAUUGGGUUACCGGGACCAAGGGGUCCUGACGGAGCUCCUGGAAAAGGCGUCCCAGGAGAAAAGGGAGACAGAGGGGACAGGGGAACCCGAGGCCAGCCAGGUGCAGUUGGACCUGUGGGGCCGAUGGGGCCCAAGGGAGAACCAGGAAUCAUUGGACCACAAGGAUCCACUGGACCACCAGGAAGAGGUUUACCAGGAGCCAAGGGGGAACCUGGUCCUCGAGGCCCAGCUGGAGCCAUGGGAGAACCUGGAAUAGGGAUAGCUGGACCCAAGGGGGACAGAGGGGCAACAGGACUUGCUGGACCUCCUGGACUGAAAGGUGAAGGUUUCAGCGGCCCACCAGGACUUCCUGGACCUCCUGGUCUGAUAGGAGAGGCUGGACCAGAUGGCAUCGGUUUACCGGGACCGAAGGGAGACAGAGGUUUGCCUGGACCUCCUGGACCUGCUGGGCCUCCAGGAAUUGGAUUAAUUGGUCCAAAGGGUUCAGCUGGUCAGAUGGGAGCUCCUGGUCCUCAGGGUUUACCUGGAGAGGGUAUCCAAGGGCAGAAGGGGGAGCCUGGAUUUCAGGGGAUCCCUGGUCCCAGAGGUCCUCCUGGACAAGGCCUGCAAGGAGAUAAGGGGGAUCGAGGAUUCAGAGGGGAAAAGGGCAUCAAAGGAGAACAAGGAGAACCUGGAGAGCCAGGAGCUUUAGGACCUCUGGGAAGAGUUGGACAGAAAGGAGAGCCUGGACUUACUAGAGACGAAAUCAUUAAAGUUGUGCGAUCAAUAUGCAGUUGUGCGGUGACGUGCAGAGAAACCCCUCUGGAGCUUGUAUUUGUGAUCGACAGCUCUGAAAGUGUGGGCCCUGAAAACUUCAACGUGAUCAAGGACUUUGUGAACGCGCUGAUCGACCGCUCCUCAGUAAGCAGGGACAUCACCCGGGUCGGCGUGGUUCUGUACAGCCACACCAACAUGGUGGUGGUAAACCUCAAACAGGAAGCCACCCGUGAUGAGAUCAAAUCUGCAGUGCGCUCCAUGACCUACCUGGGCGAGGGCACAUUCACAGGCAGCGCCAUCCACCAGGCCAACCAGGUGUUCAAGGCAGCACGGCCAGGUGUGAGGAAGAUGGCCAUCAUCAUCACUGAUGGACAGGCCGAUAAGAGGGACUCUGUGAGUCUGGAGAGCGCAGUGGCAGAGGCUCAGGCCAGUAACAUAGAGACAUUUGUGAUCGGAGUGGUGAACGAGAGCGACGCUCUGUAUGAAGAGUUCAAGAAGGAGGUGAACAUCAUGGCCCCGGACCCUGAUGGCAGCCACGUAUACCUCAUAGAAGACUUUAAAACACUGCCAGCAUUAGAAAAGAAGCUGCUGAGUCAAAUCUGUGAGGACACAGAGAAACGAUUGUUUAGCUCCAUCCCAGGCUUCAGAACGACUCCAGGAAUCCCAGAAGUCUCCAGUAAUGUCCAAGAACCUCCAUACAGGACAGAAACAGAUACUCCUCCAUUCACAGGAGACUUCAGGAGAGUUCAGUUAGUGCCUGGUGUUCCAGCACCACAGCCCGACAGAGAACCCAUCACUGUGCCGAGACCAAAGACAGAGGACAGAACCCCUUCAGAAACCCAGAGGUUUCCAUUCUUCGACAGGGAGCCCUUCAGACCUGUUACUGACUUCCUCUCACAGUUGGAUGUGAAGAAUCCCUCCAGUCAUAAAAUUAUGACUGGAGCCAUCGGGCCGGCUGGUCCCACUCUGAAGAACUUGCCUGAGAAUAAGACCCCCUCCCCACUGUCUCCACCCACUCCUCCACCACUGCCCUCUGACACCUAUGUAUCAGCUGAGCGUUGUGGUCAGAUCCUGGAUCCAGGUCCAUGCAGGAACUACAUGGUGAAAUGGUACUAUGAUGCUACAGCUAACGCUUGUGCUCAGUUCUGGUUCGGAGGCUGUUUAGGAAACAGCAAUCGGUUUGAGACUGAGAAGAGCUGCAAAGAAGCCUGUGUCAAGUCAUAACAUGUAGAAACAAAUCUACACCUUUACUACAUUUUGUACUCCACAUGAUUUAGCUACAGUAGGAUUUACUCUAACUUUGACAAAGAUGGAGAAGAUUAAUGAAAAUAUGAGGUGUCAUGACUGAAUCAUCUGUAGAAGGGAUAAAAUGUUACAAUAAUUUUCACUGUUGAUCAGAGGGAUUUUUACCUAUGAAUUUAGCCAAAAAGCUGAAGGACUUUGAAGACAGACUUUGGCACAGAGGUGGAUUUAUAUGUCUGUAAUGUUACUUGAGCAGUUCUGUCCCAAAUAACAAACUCUGUGAGCACUAACAUUUCCAUUCAGACACGUAACCCUUUUGAACAUAUGUAAUGUAUUUUUUUUUUACUGUAUUUUUAUGUUUUUAAUACUGUCAUCAAAGAGAAAGCCAAAGGAGAAUAAAGCUGAUAACUAUUUAGAUGCACUGCUGCAUUA